CACCAGUUUUGACAGUCUUGCACGACCCACCCGCGCAACUCUUAAGGUGCAUAGAUAUUUUGCCAUUCCCAAAUCAUCUUCAUUGACUCUUUUGAGUGUGAGCUCGGCGCCAUGCCUCCUCGUGCUACCCGUAAAGCAGCAUCCAGCGCUGUCGCCGUCUCGCCACCGCACUCUCCGCAGGACCACAAACGCAAGCUCGUCGACGAAGUCCGCGAACAAACCUCCCCACUCCGUCGAUCAAAGCGUGUAAAGCCAGCCGAAGGCUCCGUUACGUCAUUGUCAAAUAUUCCAUCGAAAGUGCAAGUCAGUACUGCGUCUGCGCAAACUCCGAAAAGCAAUAGAGCCCGCGGAGGCAAGGCCGCUGCCGCCGUUACAGUAAAGAAGGAAACCGAGGAGGAAGUCGAAACAACGAUCACUGUCGCAACUACAACAGAGGAUAAAGACAUUCCAGCGAAGGAGGAGGAGAUUGAGGAGAAGCCGACGCAAACAGUCAAGGUUUCGAGGAAACAGAAAACCAAAGAGGAGGCAAAAAUGUUGCCCUUGAGAGCUCGGACGCCGGGUUUGCGCAUGCUUGUUGGGGCGCAUGUCAGCGCGGCCAAAGGUGUCUUCAACUCGGUGAAUAAUAGCAUGCAUAUUGGUGGAAACGCAUUUGCUUUGUUCCUCAAGUCGCAAAGGAAAUGGGACAAUCCCCCUCUCCAAGACGAUCAUCGCGAUCAAUUCCGAACGCUCUGCAAGGAGCACAAAUACGAUGCAGCGAAACACAUCCUCCCGCACGGCUCCUACCUUGUGAACCUCGCUCAAGAAGACAAAGCCAAAGCCAAGCAAGCCUACGAUUCAUUUCUUGACGACCUGCGGCGAUGCGAAGCUCUAGGGAUCCAACUAUACAACUUCCACCCGGGCUCGGCCAAUUCUACACCCCACGCCAGUGCGAUAACUCGACUCGCCACGGCGCUUACAUCGGCUCUCCGCGCCACCACGACGGUGAUCCCGGUCCUCGAGACCAUGAGCGGCCACGGCAGCACGAUCGGCGGUUCGCUGUCAGAAUUCAAGGACUUACUCGCGCAGAUUCCCGCGGACCUUCACCCGCGUAUCGGCAUCUGCAUCGACACCUGCCACAGCUUCGCAGCAGGCUACGACCUCGUCACCCCGACCGGGUUCGCGGCCUUCAUGCAGGAGUUCGAGGACCUGGUCGGCAUCCAACACAUCCGGGCGCUCCACCUCAACGACUCCAAGGCCCCGCGCGGCAGCAAGCGGGAUCUCCACGCGAACAUCGGCACGGGGUUCUUGGGACUUCGGGGGUUCCACAAUGUGAUGAACGAGAAACGGUUCGAGGGGGUGCCGAUGAUCCUGGAGACGCCGAUCGACCGGCCGGAAGUAAAGUCUGAGCCUAAGGAUGAAAGCGGAGAGGAUGAGCCGGCGAAGGGCAAGAAGAAGACUACAAAGAAGCCGGUCAGCGCCUCGGCGAAGUUGGUUGCUGAUCCUAGUGUCUGGGCGAGGGAGAUUGAGCUCCUCGAGUCGUUGAUCGGGAUGGACCCGGAGGGCGAGGAGUUCCGGGCUCUGGAGGCAAAGUUGGCGGAGGAAGGCAGAGAGAUGCGCGAGAAGCAGAUGGAGCAGUAUCUGCGGAAGUUAGAGGCGGAAGAAAAAAAGGCGGCCAAGGGAACGGGUGCGAAGAAGAAGGGCCAGAAGACGCUGACGGAGAUGAUGAAUGGAGCGGGCAAGAAGAAGGGAAAGACGGUGAAGAAGCGCGAUGAAGGGAGUGAUGAUGAUGAAGGGUGUCAGUCUCAUGCGGAGGAUUAGUUCUCGUCCGAUUGUUC
This is a messenger RNA of Aspergillus homomorphus CBS 101889, 1814 nucleotides long. RefSeq names its product DNA-(apurinic or apyrimidinic site) lyase APN1. Gene Ontology annotation, biological process: base-excision repair. The transcript has 5 exons. Lineage: Eukaryota; Fungi; Ascomycota; Eurotiomycetes; Eurotiales; Aspergillaceae. The record is from RefSeq and is a predicted model, not a curated record. Gene Ontology annotation, cellular component: nucleus; mitochondrion. Gene Ontology annotation, molecular function: DNA binding; DNA-(apurinic or apyrimidinic site) endonuclease activity; phosphoric diester hydrolase activity. The coding region runs from base 112 to 1797 and encodes 561 amino acids.